Molecule: messenger RNA, 1830 nt
Organism: Ornithorhynchus anatinus (platypus)
Lineage: Eukaryota; Metazoa; Chordata; Mammalia; Monotremata; Ornithorhynchidae
Product: AP-3 complex subunit sigma-2
Exons: 6
Coding region: 50-631 (193 amino acids)
Biological process (GO): intracellular protein transport; Golgi to vacuole transport
Cellular component (GO): membrane coat; AP-3 adaptor complex; intracellular membrane-bounded organelle
Source: RefSeq, a predicted model, not a curated record
GACAGCGCCCCCCAGCGGCUCCGGCGGCCCAGGGCGGCGACGAGGGAAGAUGAUUCAGGCCAUCCUGGUCUUCAACAACCAUGGGAAGCCGCGGCUCGUCCGCUUCUACCAGCGCUUCCCAGAGGAGAUCCAGCAGCAGAUCGUCCGGGAGACUUUCCACCUGGUCCUCAAGCGAGAUGACAACAUCUGCAACUUCCUGGAGGGCGGAAGUUUGAUUGGCGGCUCUGACUACAAGCUGAUCUACCGUCACUAUGCCACGCUAUACUUCGUGUUCUGUGUGGAUUCCUCGGAGAGUGAGCUGGGCAUCUUGGACCUGAUUCAGGUCUUCGUGGAGACCUUGGACAAGUGCUUUGAAAACGUCUGCGAAUUGGACUUGAUCUUUCACAUGGAUAAGGUUCAUUACAUCCUGCAAGAGGUGGUCAUGGGAGGCAUGGUGCUGGAGACCAACAUGAAUGAGAUUGUGGCGCAGAUCGAAGCUCAGAACAAGCUGGAGAAGUCAGAGGGAGGCCUUUCGGCAGCCCCAGCCCGGGCCGUCUCUGCCGUGAAGAACAUCAACCUGCCCGACAUCCCACGGAACAUCAACAUCGGCGAUAUCAACAUCAAAGUGCCCAACCUUUCCCAAUUCGUCUGAGGGUCGAGGAAGCGGCACAGGGGCCGGGACGCCCGAGAUCCCACCAACCGGCCGAGCCCUGGCCCCUCCAGAGCCCCAGGGGUGGUGAGCCGAGGCCCGGGUCAUCGGGGCCGGGGGUGGACUCGGUGCCAUCGUCUCCCUGCUGGGUGCUCAGCUCCCUGGACUGGUCCUGACAGCUCUGCUCUUUAGUGUAGCUCUGGUUGCGUCCCCAGAUCCCCCAGCCUUUCACUCCUCUGGGCAGACUCGUUGGCUGGGAGGCACUAUUAGAGGUAUUGUUGAAUUGGGAGACAGAGCAGAUCCUUUCUCGAGGGCCAAAGAGUGGGCCUCUGAUCCAGGCUCAUCCCGGCUGAACGACGCUCACCUGGGGAGAGGCUGGAGGCUGGGGCAGGCUCAGGGAUCACAGCUUCCAGCUGCCCAGGCCCACCGCCCCGUAUACCUAGCAGAAGGGAUCCCCCUCUCCCAAUCCUCCUCCUAUCGGGAGUCACCAGAGGGGCCAUGCUAAUGAGCAGCACCCCACUCUAAGUAAGUAUCCCCUUCCUCUCAUAGCCCAACUAGUAUCCCAGUCAGCCUCUGAUGGGCUCCUGGUUUGGGCUCCCCAGAGGCCAAAGGAGAUGCUCUGCCUGGAGCUUCGACCGUCUCCUGCUUCUUGCUCUGAUGAAGUGCUCCGUGGGGCUGCCAGAAAGAGCAUCUCUUCUCCCCGGCAAACUGUUGGCUUCCUAGCUGCCGGUGGCCCUCCCCAUUGGCCCCUCCUGGUUCCUCCGUCAUGAGGCUCCGUCCCUUCCCCACCUUCAAAAACGGCUCUGGAGUACCCAAGCCUGGGAAAAGAGAGAGAGCCAGGGUGCUUCUGACCAGCAGGGUCAGAGAGAUGGGGCUUGGGGAAGAGGUGGGCCAAGCCUAAGCCCCUGCUUCAUGGGUUCCAGUGUGAAACAUCCUCCUCUCUGGUCCCCACCCGCCACGGGCUUCCCGUGUGUGCAUGCCCCAUUUCUCCUAGCUCCUGGAAGCCAGGAAUGGUUCCUGUCCGAUCCGUCCUCUCUAGGCUCAGUCACCUGCCGAAUCAGGCCACGUCGCUGUUCUACCAAUUCCUGUUUAAAUGUCUCCCAGGACCCGGACUGAGGCAAUGCGCAGCCACUGGCAGUCAGUGUGGGUUCUGUAGAUGCUCUCCGGUGGUUUCAAUAAAAGUUCCCCACUCUGACCAGGAA